Molecule: messenger RNA, 2647 nt
Organism: Lynx canadensis (Canada lynx)
Lineage: Eukaryota; Metazoa; Chordata; Mammalia; Carnivora; Felidae
Gene: CIMIP2A
Product: family with sequence similarity 166 member A
Exons: 7
Coding region: 1569-2534 (321 amino acids)
Source: RefSeq, a predicted model, not a curated record
UAGAGGCCGUCUUGGGACUGGAGCUGCCUGGUGGCUACGCGGGUGCCAGGCAGUACGGAGAUGUGGGGGCCCGUCUUCCGCUUAGGAGCACAGAGGCUGUCAGGUGUCGCAGAUGAACGGGGCUGCUCAGGCUGAAAUGCAAAGGAACAAUAAGCCCAAAUGAGUGCGAGCCUGCUUGGGCACCAUGGCCCUUGCUGUGCCCUCUGCAACUGACCAGCUUGUCAGCCCCAGCCCUGUUCUUGACCUAAUCGGUGCAGACAGGGCCCAGUCAGGAACAUCUUAUCCUCCAGGCCCACCCUACCUAGACCCAGUCUCUUUCUCUCCUGAUCCCUCCCAUCCAGCACUGACCCUGCCUGGCCUCCAGAGGUGCUCCAGAUGGAGGGACAGACGGACAAAUGGAGACUUGCUUGAGGAAACAUGUGUUUCCCUAGGGUGAGGGGCUCACGACCUGUGCUCAGGGCCCUUCCCUUGUACAGUGUUCUCUGAGAGCAUAAUUGACAGUGGCUGUAGGGGGAGCUUUAUUAACAAAGCACUGAACGUUUGGGUUCAGUGACUGCUCCCUGUAACACCUGUUACUGUGAUGGGUGACACAGCACAGAUGUCUUCAGCUCAAUGUCAGUCAUUCCUCGGAGUAGAUAGAUUCCUACGAGUGGAAGCGCCCCGUCAAAGAUCGUAGUGUCUUGUAUGGAUGUGAUAUGUAUUCCAGGUGCUGUCUGGACAGUGCCUGGGACCUUGCUGGCAAUGAGCAUCAAAGACUUCCAACAUCAGACCUCAGCAGUGUUUAUUUCAGGUUCAGUCUUCUGUGUAUAGACUCUGGGGUCUUAAGAUGUUCAUUACAUGGGCAUUUUUCUAUCAUUGCACUAAUUUUUCUUGUUUUUGUUUUAUAAAGUUUCUAUACUCGUACAUGUCUGUCCACAACACUCGUUGCAAUCUUUGUUCCCAAUUCGUAGUCUGCCUUUGAGUAUUUUUUUUUUCAACAGGUACUAGAAUCUGUUAAUUUCUUCUUUGGUUGGUACCUUCCUUUGUUUUUAUAGUUGGAAAGUCAUUCCUAUACAACAAAAUAAAAUCAAAUCAGGAAUUGUUUAAAAUGGAAGACAGUGCCCAGUUCCAGGGGAAAGGCGCUCCAGGACAGAGUCGCAACAGCUCUGAAGCUCAGAAACCCCCGGACGAGGCUUCCCACGAUGCCUGUGAAGCUUCCAGAGCCUCUGGUCUCAGGAGUGGGCUUGGGUGGGGAAGCUACUUUUCAGCUGGCUGCUGGCCUCCUGGGGGCAGCAAGAGUCCAGGCCUCAUUCCGCCCCACACUUCCUGACAGGCCCAAGACAGCUGUCCCAAUUCUGUGAGCUCAGGGAACCUCAGUGUGACACCUCCUUAGCCUGUUGCUUGUCUGGGCCUAGGCGUCCCACCUGUAAAAUGGGAGCAUUCACAGGGUUAAGGAAGGGCCCAGCCCAGGUAGGGCCCAACAAUGGCAGGCCUCUUCACAAUGGUUUCCAGGCAACAGGGACUCCUCUCAGGGAAGGGAGUCAGACACUGAAAGGGGCUGGAGCCAUCAAAGGCGCUAUUGAGGCAAGAUGACAGCUACUCAGAAACACAACCUCUUCACGCCAGAACCUCACUAUAUCCCUGGCUAUGCCGGCUUCUAUCCGCAACUGCGCUACCAGGUGGGGAACACCUAUGGGCGCACCACAGCGCAGCUGCUCACAGACCCCGGCGUGAGGAAGAGCCCCUGCUCGGUGUUGUCCCCCAUAUCCAAGCCCAGGUUCAUCGAGGACUUCAGCAAGUCCAAGCCACCUUUGAUCCCCUGCCGCGACCUGACUGAGCCCUACAUCCCCCACUACACCGGUCUGAAGCCCUACGAGAACUUUGAGAUCCUGGGCCGGUUCCCACCCCAGGAGGUGAAUGCCCAGGAGGGGCCAUCGGGGGCAGAGAACGCAUCCAGGCAGGUCCUGCGGCCUGCAGGCUUCAUGCCCUACCCCCCUUACCCUCCGUGCCCACCAGGCAGGAAGGGGGACUCCAGAGACUUUGGACACCCAGGCCUGCGGCUGGCAUACGGUGAGGAAGGCUGGAAGAGCACCACCCCUGUCCACGAGGCCCCUGCGCAGGCCCAGCUAUACCACUGCAGGAGGGAUGAACACCCACCCCCAGCCCACCAGCAGGAGACAUCAGAUGUGGGCAGGUUUCACAGGCUGCCCCAGCUGGACCACCCCAACCUGACCCAACGCAAAGCCAUCUCAGGCUAUGCUGGCUUUGUCCCUCGCUUUGCCUGGGUGAUGGGGGUGAAUUACUGCGAUGGUGUCACACAGGCUAUGGACGAGUUUGACAAGAAUCAGUUCCUGAUCAAAAAUCCCAUCUGUGCCCUGGGUGAAAGGCUGCCCAGAACACACUGGCCCAGCAACACCAUCUAUAACAGCAAGGGCCUGAUACCUUUCUACAUGGGGUUUAUACCAUCCAUGCAAGACAACUACGCGAUGACGUUUGGCAACAGCACCCGCAGAGCCUAUCAGAAGGAACUGGAGAGGCGAGACCAGACACUAUGAAAAUGCUUUAAUGGUGGCGUCUGUACAGCAUGUGACGUCAAGACAAGGAAAAGAGCAAGUGCACACAGAGACAUGGCUAUCAGAGAACAGACCGUGAGCGAAUAAAGAGUUCA